UGAUGGCUUUUGAGAAGACCGACAUACCCCAGCAAGACGUCGACGAUGCUCUUAUACUAGAAGUGGGGAAGUACUCUACAAUGGACUUCAAUUACAUAAACGAUCAAUAUAAACAAUUCGAUGACCCUUUCAACAGGGAGUGGAAUAUGCUGGCUAAUAGGUGUUUCGAUGAUUAUACUAAAUGCCUUAUAAGUCAGGAUAACCCUACACCUGUUUGCGGUUACAACAGGAACGAGCCUAGAUGGGAGUUCUAUGGAUUUAGGUCUUUUAAUACUUAUUGCGAUGCGUUUUUUGAUAAUUGCAGAAGGGGCUACAGGCAUUGGAGAAUACUGGAUACUGGAAAAUGUCAUUAUUACAAAUUGGUAGCAGAGUCUUUUAGAAAAUGGUUCGGGAAAACUUCUAAAAAAGUUAGAAAAUUUUUACCUUUGUGAUCAAAAAAUUUGCUUUAAGUAUGCAAAUAAAAUUUUAAUUAAAGUUAAGUAUGAA
Molecule: messenger RNA, 486 nt
Organism: Manduca sexta (tobacco hornworm)
Lineage: Eukaryota; Metazoa; Arthropoda; Insecta; Lepidoptera; Sphingidae
Exons: 3
Coding region: 3-431 (142 amino acids)
Source: RefSeq, a predicted model, not a curated record